ACUGUCGACCAUGGGCAGAUAAAUAUCUCACACACUCAGUACGCUGCUCAUUCCCCGAGAAGACAGCACACCUGGUGGCUGCAGCAAACAUGGUGCCAUCACUUGUUUCUACGGCAGGAGGACUCCUCUUACUGUUCACCCUGUCAAAUGCACAACUCAGAGGAGACAGCAUUGGUACAUGCCAGCGAAACGAUGGAUUUGGCAAAUACUGUCCUACCACGUGUGGAGUGGCCGACUAUCUGUUCAAAUAUAUGGACGAAGUGACCGGGGACCUGAAUCAUUUUGGAAAUGAGCUGGAGACCAUUGCCAAUUUGACUGAGGGGGCAGAUGAAACAAUUGUCUACAUGAAGGAUUCAACAACAUCAGCCCAAAAGAGCGCCUCACCAGACUUGUAUUUUAAAAAGUCAGCAAGUAUGCUGGAUGAUGUUGUUCGCUUCGAGAAGACGAUCAUUGCACAGGAGGAGCAGAUGUUUGAACUCGGGAAUAUUAUUUCGUCUAACGAGAGGCGGAUGGCAGACCUGAAGCAGCUGUCCCUUCAGCUGCAGCAGAAAUGCAAUGAACCCUGUAAAGACACUGUUGAAAUCCAGCCCAUCACAGGAACAGAUUGUCAGGACAUUGCAAACAAAGGUGGAACCACUAGUGGGCUCUACUAUGUGAAACCAGCCAAAGCCACUGAGCAGUUCCUGGUCUAUUGUGAGAUUGAUAGCUUUGGACGAGGAUUCACAGUAAUACAGAGGAGACGGGAUGGCAGCGUGGACUUUAACAAGAACUGGAUCCAGUACAAGAACGGCUUUGGUUAUCUGUCCCCAGACGACACCACCGAGUUCUGGUUGGGCAACGAGAAGAUCCAUCAGCUGACGGACGUUAGCACCAUCCCAACUGUGCUGAGGAUAGAGCUGAUGGACUGGGACGGCAACAAGAAGUACGCAGACUAUAACAUGUUUAGACUGGGAAACGAGGAUGACAAGUACCGUCUGACUUACGCCUACCUUUUUGGCGGUGACGCCGGCGAUGCUUUUGCUGGCUUCGACUUUGGAGAUGACCCCAGUGACAAAUUUUUCACCUCACACAACGGCAUACAGUUCAGUACCUUUGACAGUGACAACGACAAAUUUGAUGGCAAUUGCGCUCAGCAGGAUGGCUCCGGCUGGUGGAUGAACAGAUGCCAUGCUGCACAUUUAAAUGGAAAAUACUACCCGGGUGGUAGGUACACUAAAAAGGAUGCAGGCGAGCACGGCUAUGACAACGGCAUCAUCUGGGUCACAUGGCACGACCGCUGGUACUCUCUGAAGGAAACCACCAUGAAGAUCAUUCCUCUGAGUCGAAUCACAGCAGGUGGUGGGCAGCAGACCGGUGUGAAACAGUUUGGAGGACUUUAAACGUGAACUCGUACCACGUGCUGCAUGUAAGCGUUUGUGGUCAAUACUUAAUGCUUUACGCAUUAACAAAACAAAAUGUCUGAAACCUUUAAAACGUCGACCCUCAAGGAAUCGUUCAGUGUUUCUCCAGGUCAUUUCUGUGGGCUGUUGUGAUCUACAGCUGCACACUGACGAUUUUUCUUUUCACCUUCAGUGUUGUUUCAUCAAAUAAAUGUAAAAUCUGUUCCUUA
Messenger RNA from Cynoglossus semilaevis (tongue sole), 1609 nucleotides. RefSeq names its product fibrinogen gamma chain (gene fgg). Gene Ontology annotation, cellular component: fibrinogen complex. The coding region runs from base 90 to 1379 and encodes 429 amino acids. Gene Ontology annotation, biological process: fibrinolysis; protein polymerization; blood coagulation, common pathway. The record is from RefSeq and is a predicted model, not a curated record. The transcript has 9 exons. Gene Ontology annotation, molecular function: extracellular matrix structural constituent; protein-macromolecule adaptor activity; signaling receptor binding. NCBI's taxonomy places the organism in Eukaryota, Metazoa, Chordata, Actinopteri, Pleuronectiformes, Cynoglossidae.